GCUGGUGGAAUUUUUGGUAGUGCCAGCCCAUCGGUUACUAAUGUCUAAGCCCUGGUACCUUUAAAUAUAUGGAUGUACAUAUGGAUACGUAUAUCUAGGUAUAGUGCGCGCCUUUGGGUAUCAAUUACGGUAACAGCCACAGUAGCUCGUGUCCAUUACGGUAAAUAGAACGUAAACAGGAAGUGACCUCAAAAUGAGCGGCAACGUUUUUUGGUGGAGAAGACGAAGAUUGAGCUCGAGCUGAAAUGACAGAAAAUGGCGCUCAGCUUUUUGCUCGUCUGGAGACCCGUCCCUGUCUUAAGGACAUUGAACCUCAAUUGUUUCCAGAGGGUGGCGGACCAAACCACGGUGAGGUGGUGGAGCUGUAUGGAACAGAGGGAACAGGCAAGACAGAAAUGCUCUACCACCUUCUCUGUCGCUGCGUGUUGCCGGUGGCAACCGGUGGUCUGGAGGUGGACGUUGUCUUUGUGGACACCGACUACAGUCUGGACAUGUUGAGACUGGUCAGCAUCCUGGAAAGCAGACUGAAUGCUGGUUCUUCCUCUUCAGCCGAGUCCGAUGAGGCGGCGUUACGCUUGUGUCUGUCUCGCCUCCUGGUGGUCCAUUGCUCCUCCUCCUCACAGCUCCUCCUGACCCUCCACUUCCUGGAGACUUCCCUGUCGUCGCGGCCUGGACUUGCUCUUCUCCUUAUUGACAGCAUCUCCGCUUUCUAUUGGCUGGACCGCUGCGAGGGCGGGGCCAGCGCCAUCAGGCAAGAAGAGAAACUCAGAAAGUGUGCAGAGCUGCUGGGUCGGCUGCUAAGUGAUUACAGAAUCACGGUCUUCACCACAUGCCACGCUAUCAAGAAGGUCUACAAUGGACCCUCCUCCGGCUCGGGCUACGACCGGCCGUACCUUUGUCGCCCCUGGCAACGCUUGGUGACCCACCGGCUGCUCUGCUCGCGGCAGGAGACAAACAGCGUGGCUCCCUCAGCAGGAGGCAGCGAGGAGCAAAGUCGACGCCAAGUCUUCACCGUCCACUGCACCUCCUCCGGCUCCAGGACCAAGGCCUACAGGAGCAGCUCCUUCUGUGUAACGGAUGGAGGAGUGAAGUUCAUCUGAAAUGCAGGACGUUAAACAUCAUGUCCAUAAUAGUGUGCGGUUGGUUUGUACUUUCUAUGUUUGCUACUUUCCAUUAAAGCACUGAACCAUAUGUUUUGAUGGAAGGAAUGAGGAGGGGGAGCUAUUGCUGCUUUAUGAUGAAGCUCCACUUCAGAAACACGAUUAGUACUCACCAAGCUGUUUAUGGUUCAAUUAGAAUUAAUUAGAGUUCUAGUGGUUAUUUAGGUGUUUUGUAGUGAUUAUCGAGAAGGUAACUGUUGAACAGGGCUUAUGUUCGAAUUCAAAAUCAGUAUGUUGCACUUAGGGUUAGGGUAUAGUAACAAAAAGUUAAUAUAUUAGAGAAUGUAGCCUUCUACUUUUUGAAGUUAUGUUUCAAAAUAAAAACAACAUAAUGCUUAAAGAAUAUCCUUCGGCCUGUUGAAUGGGACGGAUGGCAUAUUUCAUAAUAAAGGAAUGAUGUAAUGUUAAAGAAUGUAUUAUUUUACCUGUUUAUGUGGUUCAAUUUUGCUCCUACUUUUUUAUCUUAUUUUAAGUUGACUUAUUUUAAUCUUUGUAUUUAUUGCACCAUCCACCAAGACCAAUUCCUGAAUGGUUUCUGGGUUUGAACAUUGUUGUGUGUAUUGAUGUAUUUCAAAAUAAAUUAAAAAUAUAAUGCCAAAAAUAAAAUCAUUUUGCCUAUUAUAUGGGACUGGUG
Molecule: messenger RNA, 1794 nt
Organism: Pungitius pungitius (ninespine stickleback)
Lineage: Eukaryota; Metazoa; Chordata; Actinopteri; Perciformes; Gasterosteidae
Gene: xrcc2
Product: X-ray repair complementing defective repair in Chinese hamster cells 2
Exons: 6
Coding region: 246-1100 (284 amino acids)
Biological process (GO): double-strand break repair via homologous recombination; DNA strand invasion
Cellular component (GO): Rad51B-Rad51C-Rad51D-XRCC2 complex; centrosome; replication fork
Molecular function (GO): ATP binding; ATP-dependent DNA damage sensor activity; four-way junction DNA binding
Source: RefSeq, a predicted model, not a curated record